Bipolaris victoriae FI3 is the source of this 450-nucleotide messenger RNA. RefSeq lists its product as hypothetical. NCBI's taxonomy places the organism in Eukaryota, Fungi, Ascomycota, Dothideomycetes, Pleosporales, Pleosporaceae. The record is from RefSeq and is a predicted model, not a curated record. Bases 1 to 450 code for a protein of 149 amino acids. The transcript has 4 exons. Gene Ontology annotation, molecular function: protein binding.
AUGGCAAAUGCAUCGCAUUAUCAAUCGUGGGACUUGCUGAAAAGUUCCUUAGCAUCUGGCGCCUACUUUGACAUCAAUAUCACAUACGGUAACAAUAAUUCAAAAUUGCACAAGGUCAUUGUCUGCACCAGAACAGACUUUUUUGCACGUGCGGUCAAUUUUGGCGGGCAGCUAACUCAAGUGAAAGAAACCAAGAGUGGCACAUCUAACCUGCCCGAAGAUGAGCCUGAGACUGCAAGACUUCUCAUUCAAUAUCUGUAUGAGAGAGAAUACGAGCCGCAACUACCUCCGACAGCUGUCACUUUCGACCAUCGCCGUUUCCACACCAGUCAAGCAUGGGAAGCCGUCAUCCAAAACAGAAGACUAGCGUCGCGUCUUCCCCCAUACCUGUACUUGGCACGCCUGUGCGAAUACAUCGCUAAGGCGGAGGAUGAAUUACAAGGCACGUAG